Messenger RNA from Triticum turgidum subsp. durum (durum wheat), 948 nucleotides. NCBI's taxonomy places the organism in Eukaryota, Viridiplantae, Streptophyta, Magnoliopsida, Poales, Poaceae. The record is from the annotation of a GenBank genome assembly.
AUGCCUAAUUUUUCCUCCUCAUCUUUAAUCGCCGCUAAUUACAACCUGGAACUUAUUAAGGGGAAAGGGCCGGUGGUUCCCAAGUUCGGGUCGUGGGACGCCGAGAACAUCGGCUACACCGUCUUCUUCGAGAAGGUGCGCGAGAACAAGGCCGCGCCCGUGCCGGGCACGGCGGCGCCAGCGCCCAGGGGGCACGACGACCAAGAGUUCGACCCCUACGAGUACUACGAGAACCUCAGCCGGAACGUGCCCUCGCGCCCGCCCAGCUCGCACGGCCACGGCCACGCGGCCCCGGCGCAGCACUAUGACCACCUCGGCGGUAACGUGCCCUCGAGGCCGCCGAGCUCGCACGGCCACGGACACCCCUCGCCGGCGCAGCACUACCCCGCGCAGCACGGCCACGGGGGCUACCACCGGCGGAACGGGAGCAAUGGCAGCAGCGCCGCGUCCGAGGUCAGCAGCCGCGCCAGCAAGUUCUCGCCGCCCAGGCCGUACCAGCCGCGCUACGGCAACAGCGGCGGCAGCUACCACCAGCCCCAGCAGCAGCAGCAGGUCGCCGGCGCGUACGCCGCCCCGGUGCCGAGGCACCACCAGCAAGCGGCGCCAGCGCCGAGGGUCACCGCGUCCCCGCCGGCUAACGAGCGGCGCCCGGGCCAGGGCGUGCCACCGCAGGCCCGUGCCGCCAAGGCCCCGUCGGCCGUGCCCAAGUUCGGCGUGUGGGACGAGCAGAACGCGAACGCGGCGGCGCAGGGCUUCACGGUGCAGUUCGAGAAGGUGAAGCGGCACCGGGAGGUCGCCAAGGCCGCCGCGCCGGACGUGCCGCCGGUCGCGAAGCGGCAGCUCUCGCCGGACCGGGUGGUGCCCACGUGGGGCCACCCGCGAAGGAAGCCCAAGAAAUCCUUCCUGUCGAAGGUCUACGGGUGCCUGUUCCCAGUGGUCAGACAGUGA